GAACAACGCGUCUGAGGCACGAACGUCGUUUGUACAAGUGCCGGGACCGCGAGGAUCAUGCAAGGACACCCGUGCUGGCACUUGACCGUCGUGAUAACAUGCAGUUUCGCCAUCAUCCUCGUGGCAGUAGUGUGGACCGUGAAGAAAACUAACGCGAAACGAAGAAAGUCCGAAACGAGUGAAACGAUGGAACAAGAAAUCAUCAACGAGAAUGUCAACAGCGAGGACGACGUGAGUCACGAGGAUGAGAACGAGGAGUGUCCGAGCGACGACGCGAUUUCCGAAUUACCAGAUCCGAAAUGGGUGAAGGUGGGUCAGAUUCAAGAACUAUACAUGUACCCAUUGAAGUCUGGACGUGGGAAGAACCUGAGGGAAUGCAGCUUCACCGAGUUUGGAAUUAGCUUGGAGAACGAGGGCAAAUUCACCCUUAAAGAUAGAAUGUUUCUAGUGUACAACGAGGAAACUGGUCGCUUCCAAACUGGCAGGCAAUAUCCAACCUUGAUCCUAGUGAGUUUGUCAACGGUGGAUGAGACCAAGGUGAAGUUGGAGGCUGUAGGGAUGCCUAGUGUGAUCUUCGAGGUUCCAAAUUGUUCAAAGAACGCUUCCGAAGCCGUUCAAUGCACCAUGUGGUGGGGGGAACCGGUUAAGUGUAUCGAUUGUGGCACAGAACCAGCUGAAUGGUUAUCAAGAUUUCUGACUGGAACAACUACUGGUCUUCGUUUGGGAUACACGAUGAUGGAUAGAAGAAACGUCUUUGUUCCGCCAUGGAAGAAAUUCACAGACGUGUACCAGAAGCUCAGAAACGAAGAUACGGGCUUGUUCAGUGACCUGGCCAGUUACAUGUUAAUGACCACGAAAUCUGUUGAGCAGCUGAAUGAAAAGUUGGAAAGACCAGUGCCUACACUACAAUUCCGUCCAAAUAUUUUGGUCUCCACCCAACAGCCAUUCGAGGAAGACAAGUGGGAGUGGAUAAAAAUCGGCGAACGGGUGGUCAUCAGAAACGUCAAACCGUGUUCACGGUGUAAACUAGUGGGUGUGAACCCAGAAAAUGGAGUGAUGGACAAGGAGGAGCCACUGAAGACCUUGAAAUCUUUCAGGGAGCAAACUGACCCAGACCGGAUCUCUCUCGAGGGAAAGGCGCCUACCAUGGGGAUAUAUUGUGGGUUGUAUGUUCCUGGAAUGGUGAAAAUCGGUGACGAAGUCUUCGUCCAUUCGUCCAAUGGCUCAUCUAUGGAAUUGAAUCGUCGAGAAGCAGCAAGCUAGAUAGAUAUAACAAAUUUUGAAACUUAACUCGCUUCCAAUGGCCUUCCUCUUUGAAAGUAGAUGGAGUUCAAUGUUAAUGUACGUUCACGUUCAGCGAACAAUGAAGAGAAAUAGUAUGUUGAAACGAGCAGUCAAUUGAACAAUAUUCAAAAGACUUCGAGACAAUAUUAUUGCGCGAUUUGUAUGAUUGAUUAUUGUUAAUUCGAAGCUAUUCAAUUGUUAUACACACAAGU
This is a messenger RNA of Eufriesea mexicana, 1496 nucleotides long. RefSeq names its product mitochondrial amidoxime-reducing component 1. The transcript has 7 exons. Gene Ontology annotation, molecular function: catalytic activity; pyridoxal phosphate binding; molybdenum ion binding. Lineage: Eukaryota; Metazoa; Arthropoda; Insecta; Hymenoptera; Apidae. The record is from RefSeq and is a predicted model, not a curated record. The coding region runs from base 58 to 1263 and encodes 401 amino acids.